Messenger RNA from Phytophthora nicotianae INRA-310, 1347 nucleotides. RefSeq lists its product as hypothetical. The record is from RefSeq and is a predicted model, not a curated record. Lineage: Eukaryota; Oomycota; Peronosporomycetes; Peronosporales; Peronosporaceae. The transcript has a single exon. Bases 35 to 1252 code for a protein of 405 amino acids.
UUUGAGCAUCAUACUGGACACCAGUCGUUUGUAGAUGGCAGGCAAGCGGAAGCGCGACGCCUUCUCGGCGCACGAGAAGCUAGUGCACAAGAGCUGUUCGCUGCUGCAGCGUGAGGCGAAAAAGGUGCGCACGUUCCUGGUGCGCAAAGUGGUGCAGCAGCUGAAGCAGCUCCGCCAACAGCUCACAGAGCCAGUGGAGGAUGCGGCCAAGCAACAGAAGCGAGAACAGAAGCUGCGCCACAGUAUCGAGCGCUUCGAACGCGAGCACACGGCGCUCAAGACGCUAGAUCUGCAGAAACUAGUGGCUAGAGCCAGACUACAGACUGGCCUCGACAAGCCUCAGCCACAGACUGAGGAAAAUGAGCACGAGGAGGUAGAAGAAUGGGACGAGGAAGGCAGCGACGAAGAGAGUAGCGAGGAGAGCGAGGGAGAGCAGGAGACGGAGAAAGAUGAAUCUGUAGUGCAGCAGAGGUCCAUUGUUGCUGAGAAGGAGGCGGAAGAGAAGGAGCAGCAGAAGGAACCCACUAAGCAGAGCACAGAGCUCGAGGAGAAGUUGAUGGACCGUGUAUUGGCUCACAAGCAGAUCGUGCCGCUGCUUGACGCUAUUAAGAAGCUAGUGGAGAAGGAGGAAAAGGAGGCUGAGAAGAAGCGACGUGCGCAAGAGAAGCGUGCGCUGAAACGCGGACGCCACGAGUCGCUGGUCGGCAAUACUGGACGCAGUGGAGUAGCCCCGACUUCGUUGUUCCUUGGUUCUCUAUCUGGACGUGGAGGUCUGGAUGAUGAUCUGGAUAUGGGUAUGGAUGGAUAUGGCACAAUGGCUGGUGCAGACGAUGAUAUUGCGGAGUUCCUGGGUGAAAAGAAGAAGAAGAAGAACCGACCUGGUCAGAUGGCACGUCGCAUGAAGGCGAUUCGUAAGGAGGAGGCUCUAAAACGCAAGGAAGACCGCGCUAAGGGAAUCUUUGUGCCGCACAAGGACAACUCGACGUCAGUUGGUAAGUACGGACUGUCAGAGCGACCGAAGAAGGCCAAACCGAAGGCUAAACAGGGCAAGGGAGACAAGGCAGACAAGCAAAAGUCGCGUAGUGGCAAACCUAGUGAAGCUGCAAAGGCAGAGCCACAGAAGCAGAAGCAACGUGUCGCUCCUGCUCCAGUUGAGGCUGCACACCCGUCGUGGCUGGCCAAGCAAAAGCAAAAGGAGAAGGAGAAGAUCAGUUUGACCGCCUUCAGUGGCAAGAAGAUCACGUUCGACUAGCUUUUAACCAGAUAGACAAUCAAAAAGAAGGCCAGAGGGCAGUCUGCUGCCCAAUUGCCGGUAUAUUGUGUUGAUUCCAGUGAUUUCUUCUAGCU